Molecule: messenger RNA, 10684 nt
Organism: Strongylocentrotus purpuratus (purple sea urchin)
Lineage: Eukaryota; Metazoa; Echinodermata; Echinoidea; Camarodonta; Strongylocentrotidae
Exons: 70
Coding region: 1-8619 (2872 amino acids)
Biological process (GO): homophilic cell-cell adhesion
Cellular component (GO): extracellular region; plasma membrane
Molecular function (GO): protein binding; calcium ion binding
Source: RefSeq, a predicted model, not a curated record
AUGUUUUCUGGCUCUGGAAAUGACCGCUUCAACGGCAUCUGGUCGGCAACAUCAGCUAUCACCGGAGGAGGUUACGGUCGAGCCAACAGUGAUUACAGUGGUAAAACAAAUACAGGGUGCACCAUAGAUGAGAAUGAGUUGACUAUCGACUGCUCCUCAGCAACAACUGUAUUUGUCAAGAAUUACAACUUUGAGAAUCUGACUUCUUCCACAUUUUCUGAGGAUGUUACAGAAAUUACUAUCCUGGGAGGAACUUUACAGAGAGUUGCUGCUGACACCUUCCACAAUCUCACCAAGUUAACAUCACUCACCAUACACAAUACACCUAUCACAACAUUUCCUGAUGUGUCAAUGUGUACCACCUUGGAGAAACUAGAUGUGACAAGGAAUAGCAUUAACUUUGACGUCUACACCUAUUCAACACUGACGUUUCCAGCUUCGCUCAAGCAAGUGAGUGUGAUGGAGAACAACAUAGACUGGGUUCCUCCAGGUCUUUUCUCGGGAACAAACAUUGAAUAUCUGGGGCUGAGUAUGAAUCAGAUCACUUCUUUCCCAUCGGACUCUCUCAAGAGUAUGUCCAACCUCACGUUCCUGUCUCUAGAUGACAAUCAAAUCACUUCAGUCUCCAAGCGGAACCUUGCGGUCUUCAAAGACAGUCUCAUACACCUGAACCUGAGUAACAAUGCAAUCACCUAUCUGGCUCCAAGGGCACUUACUCAGCUCACGCAGCUCAAGAUCAUAGAGCUUCAUCAGAACUCCCUGUCUUCCAUCCAGCCGAAGAUGUUUGAUGAUAUGACGUACCUACUUCAUAUUGAUUUGAACAACAAUGAGCUCGCAUCCCUGGGAAGUAACUCAUUCACCAACUUGCUAUCCUUAAGAACACUACGUGUUCAUUCUCAGAAGUCCGGCUUUGAGAUGACCACCAUCGCCCACGAUGCAUUUCAAGGGAUCAACGGCAACCUGACAACACUGUUCAUCAGUGACAACCGCCUAGCCAACUUUCCGCAUGCUGCCCUCUCUAGGGAGGUGUAUGAAAGUCUCCUGUAUCUGCAUGCUGAUAGUAACUCCAUCACGAACAUAACCUUGUAUUCCGAUGAUGCGUAUGACGGCGGAACGUAUGAGAUUUACCUGAGACUGAAAGAUUCCCACAUCCCUUUCGAAACCCUGCCUUAUGUUGAUGAACUGUACCUUAGCAGUAAUGCCAUCAUUGGAUUGAAUGAAGGGGACUUAUGCGGGAUGCAAUAUAUCACCCUUCUAGAACUAAAGUCCAACAGCAUGGAUGAGACUACAUUGGACCCACACACGUUUGAUUGCCUCGAACAACUUCAAACUUUGAAUCUUGAUUCAAAUAACUUCAACUAUGUUCCCGAGGCUGUGCAGUACCAGGAGAGACUCAUGUCUAUAUCCUCUCUGUAUCUCUCCAGCAAUCAGAUCACAUUUCUCUUAGACGGUGUUUUCUUCAACCUGACCACGCUCAGCACAUUGACUUUGAACUCUAAUAGCAUUAUCUCUAUAGAGAAUGGUGCUUUUCCAGAUAACAUACAAUCCUUAUCUAUGAGUAGCAAUGAAUUUCAUUUCCUACAUGAGAACAUGUUUACCAACCAUUCCCAGCUUGGUACCCUUUCUCUGGCUUCAAACAACAUUGAUAAGAUACCGGAGACAGCCUUUGAUGGGUGCACCAGUCUCACAAGUCUGGAUCUGAGUAAUAACAAGAUCGGUCGUCUCCUGGUCACCCACUUCGAAGACUGCCCUCUGUCUUCCCAAAUCAAUCUCCAAAACAACGAGAUAGCGUACAUCGAAGAUGGAACGUUCGCGCACGUGACAAGCACGGGUUAUUUCUAUCUCCAGAACAACGAGCUCACCGAUUUACCGAUGGGUGGGACCUUUGUGAACAAGACGAUGAGCUACCUCUAUUUAAACGAUAACCGAAUCACAAGAGUGAAAACUAGAACAUUCUGGAAUUUGGCGACAUCAUAUUUCUAUCUUAAUGAUAAUGACAUCAAUACGAUAGAAACAAGAGCCUUCGAAGGAGUGAGCAGCAGCUCUUUAACCAUUGCUGACAAUCCACUGAAGCACCUCGAAGCACAAUCUUUCAUGGACACUUCGGCUACUGACCUGUAUCUAAACAGUAUGCAGCUUACAUCACUCCCAACGCAUGUCUUCUAUGGCCUGAGUGUUUCCCGCUGGUUUUACUUGAAUGACAAUCAGAUCAGUUUCAUCGGUGAUGAAGCAUUCUACGAUGUCACUGGCUCCUAUGAUCUGUAUCUUCAAGAUAAUGUGAUUGAUACUAUAGAAGGGAAGAUGUUUGGAGGAACAAGUACGGCAGAUAAGAUAUAUCUGAAUGAUAACCUGAUUGCAUCUCUUCCUACUAAUGUCUUUGAAGGCGUCUCUGCCAGUAGGAUCUACUUGACCAACAACAAGCUGACGGCCUUUCCAGCCGCGGCUCUCUCAACACAGUCUAUGUAUUGGCUUGAUCUCUCCUACAACCUAAUCAGUACUAUACCGCCGAGCGCUUUUACAUCCCUCACCAGUACCCAAUAUGUCUACCUCGAUAACAACCAGAUUCUUGAGAUCGGAUCCACAUUACUGAGUCCCUUAACCAAUCUCAAAGAAUUAAACUUGAUUAACAACAACAUUUCAUCAGUGGGAGAUGGAGCUUUUGAUGGGCUGGAUAACCUACUCUACAUCUACCUGACUAACAACCGGAUUGAACACUUCCCAGCCUUUAGUGCUCUAGAAGAUCUCAGAACCAUAUCAUUGUCUGGCAAUCAGAUCAGGACGCUGGGAGAGAAUGCCUUCAGCCAGCUUGAGAGUGUAUCGUCAGUGGACCUUUCAGACAACAACCUAGCUUGCAGCUGUAACAUCUAUCUCUCCGUAUACGACAUCAAAGAUCAAGUGACCGGGGGAGAAUGUUCCACACCGGACAGUCUGACCGGUACACUCCUAGCGUCAUCGCAGUCCGCAUCGCCAGACUACUUUCUGAAUCAAGAGAACUACUUGUUCUACUGCACUCCCUCUGAGAUCAAUGUGACCGCUCCAGCGUUUGAGCAGAUCUUGGUUGAGUGGUUGGCACCUGACGUCCUGUACCCACCUUACAUGAACCAAACUGUGUUUUCUAAUAGCAUAGACUGGUCCUAUGUCAUCAACUGCACCAGUGCCAAUGCCCCUACCAUCACAGGCCUUAUCGGCAACACCACGGAUCUUAGCAUCCUCUUUGAGUCUGACGACGGUGUCCAGUACGGAACAGACUACAUCUGUACCAUCAGACUAACAUAUUUAGGCAAUACCAGUGUGGAGGGGCGGAGCAUUCCGAUAACAACGCUAGAAAAUGUUGCUUCAACCAACCUCACCAAGUCGGAAGGAUUGGAUAUUUCACUGCAGAUCCUCUACUAUGACUUUAGUGCCGCUGAAGAGGAUUUUGAUUCCUCCACCAAAAUCUUGAAGACGACGCCCACCUAUGUUGACAGCCCUUUUCCUGCUUGGCUGCGAGAAUCGGACGACCCGACCCUUGACACCUUCUCAGACUGGUUCAGGAAUGUGGAUAAUAACUACGUGUUUGAGACCAACAUUGUCAUCCCCUGGCUGAAUACAUCGUCUAUAUAUGACCCAAUUAAUAGGUACUGGUCAGAAUCCUAUUUUCCUCUGGAUGGUCUAGGCUAUGCUGCAGAAGACCAGAGAGACUGUUCCUACGUCCUUCGUAACUUUGGGUUCACAAGUGCGAUCCGAACCGGGAUGCAUUUCAACGGCAGCGAGGAGAUCGCGGUUGGAGGAGGAGAAGAGAUCUUUGUUUACGUCAAUAAGAUACUAGUCUUACAAGCCCAGAGAGAAUACCAAUCGGUUACUACAUGUAAGAAGGUCAGCUUGGCUAAUGCCUACGGAGGAGGCACAAUCACACCACAGGAGGGCAGUAUUGUGAAUGGAGAAUGUGUUAUCACCGGGAGCGUUCCUGCAGAAGCGGUUACACUCGACCUUGUGGUCGGUGAUGCGUAUAGAUUUGAUAUCUUCCAUACGGAGAGACAGAUGUGUGCUUCAGAUUUCUUCCUAGAGCUGAAGAGUUUCAACGUGAUCGGAGAAGAUGAGAGAAUCAUUGAUCAUUCCAUUCAUAUCAAUGAGGGUUUGGACAUCAAUGGCAUUGUGCAAACUCUGUCAGUAGCAGAUUAUUUCUCUACUGGCCCCAACUAUAAUGUUUCUAUCAUUAGUGGUAACGAGGCUAGACACUUUACCAUAAAGAACUACACGGCAGAGAACAUUAAUGCUGGGAUCAUCCCCUCCACUGUGGAACCCACCCCUACCUACACCAUUGAUGGAACGUCCUUUGUCACCUGCUCUUUCGAUCCUGUGCAAAUCGCUGAGCCUGAUGAGACAGGCAUCCAGGAGUAUGACGUCUACACAGAUCAAGCUCUACUCACCAUCGACGUUAAAGUGGACUAUGAGGUCGCCUACGACUACCUUCUCAUCAUCAACGUAGAAGACAAUAACUCAUCUCCACCUCGUUCAGGAGAGUUAGCGGUUCAGAUAUAUGUUGAUGAUAUCAAUGAUAACUGCCCCAUCUUCAGCGGUGACGACAGUUUCCAAUUCUUCCCUCUCCCCGUUCUGAACAACGCUGAGCUGGCGGUCGUCAAUGCCAGUGACCAAGAUUCAGGAGUUAAUGCAGAGCUGACUUACCUCUCUCAAGCUCUCUCAGAAGAACGUAUCGGGAACUCGUCCUUCUUCUUGGUUGAGAUGAUCGUGGCUGUAGUAGAUGCAGGGGUACCAGUCAGAGGUGAUGUAGCUAAUGUCAAUCUAACCAUCAGUGAUACGUGUCUGUAUGACGUCUUGGAACAACCCAUUGAAACCAUCAUCUAUACCAACGAGACGACGGGAGGACUAUUUCUUAGAGUGCCCAAGUAUUACCUCUACGAGUAUGACUGCAGGGAUGCACGAGGGAUGGCUAAUGGUGUGAUCCAAGAAGCCCAGCUCUCGUCUUCUAGUGAGAUGAAUCAGAAGUAUGAUGCUGACAGGGCAAGGCUCAACUUGAAACCAGAUCCAGAUAUCCCUGCUGGAUCAGGAUGGAUACCAGCCUCAUCCAAUACAUAUCAGUGGAUCCAGGUAGACAUGGAGGAAGUAACCAUCUUCUCUGAAGUCUUAACCCAGGGUAGCAAUGACAUGGAAUACUGGGUGGAAACAUUCCAGGUUGGCUUCCGUAAUGAUACCUCCAGCUGGUCUUACAUCUUGGAGAAUGGGAGUGCUAAGGUGGAGAAUGGGAGUGCGAAGACUUUCACAGGGAACUCUGAUCAGAACACCGUAAAGAGGAACAUCUUUGAUCAAGUCUACGCUCGUUAUAUCCGAAUCUACCCUCUGACAUGGAAUGAUGAAAUUGCUCUCAGGUUCGAAUUAUUAGGAUGCACCACAGAGAGAAGGUUUAGACAUUUAUCGCAGUGUGAGCGAUGUGAGACAACCAAUUACUGUAUAGGGGAUGGCCUUCAGCGCCCCUGUGGUCGAUGCGACCCUCCAUCAGACGACUGCGAUCGAUCACCUACUGAACAUUCAUUUGGUCAUGCGUCAGAGUGUACUACAUGCCCUAUUGGAUGGCUCUGUGAGGACGGGUAUGCUACUCAUUGCCCUACCUACACCUAUGCUACAUGUAACACAACGUAUUGUCCUAGUGAGUGUACAACCUGCGAGGCAGGAUCAGCCUGUUUUGAUGGUAUGAAAUCCAUCUGUCCAACUGGAAAAUUCUCACAGGGCUACGAUACAGAGUUUUGUAAAGCGUGUGCUCCCGGCUCCUUCAACAACGAGACCGAGCAGUCUGAGUGCGCGUGCUGUGACAGCGGGUUCGGUAGCACGGAAGGCAAGACGGAGUGCGCCCCCUGUGAGAUCAGUGAAUAUUCAGAAGGGUCAUGUGACCUAUGCAAGACGUGUCUAUCGGAGGCUGAUUGUCCAUGUUUCACGGAGCCUGGACCCUGUACGGAGGGUGUGGUCUGUGUGAAUACCGGAGGAGCAGGAACAUACAGGUGCCUGGACUGCCCUAAGGGAUACACCGGCAGUGGAGAUAAUUGUGUGGAUAUAAAUGAGUGUGAAGAAGCUAAUCCAUGUUUCAAUACCAGCGCCUGUGUGAACUUUGAACCUGGUUUUGAAUGUGGAGCCUGCCCUCUUGGUUACGAGGGUGAAACACCUCAUGGGAUUGGACUGGACUACGCCAAUGCUAAUACUCAGGUGUGUUCUGAUGUAGACGAAUGCGCUGUAGACAACGGAGGCUGUGAUCCUGAUGUGGAAUGCAUUAAUACAGUGGGGAGUUAUUCUUGUGGUACGUGUCCACCUGGCUAUCUUGGAAACACUGUCGUUGGUUGUACACCAGGAGACUACUGUGCUUUGAGUUUGGAUAAUUGCCAUGACAACGCAACCUGCACGUCAACAGGAGCAGGUACAUUUACUUGUGAGUGCAAUGAUGGUCACGCUGGUAACGGUGAGUUCUGUGGAGUGGAUAUCGACAUGGAUGGCCGACCUGUGGUGUCGCUUGAAUGCAGUGAUGGUUCAAGCAACGAAUGCAAGGCAGAUAAUUGUGAGUUUGUACCGAACAGCGGGCAGGAAGAUGUCGACGGUGAUCAGAUCGGAGAUGACUGUGAUAGGGAUGAUGAUAAUGAUAACAUAUAUGAUCAAGAGGAUAACUGUCAGUAUGUAUCCAAUCAGGAUCAAGAUGAUACAGAUGGCGACGGCUAUGGUGAUGAUUGUGAUGUCUGCCCUUCGACCUAUGACCCGGACCAGGUCGAUACCGAUGGUGACGGAGAGGGCGAUGAGUGUGAUGAUGAUGACGAUGGAGAUGGAAUUUUAGACGUCAACGAUAACUGCCCUCUGUACAACAGCACUGAUGAGACCGAUUCCGAUGGUGACGGAGUUGGAGACGUCUGUGACAACUGCCCAGAUAACUCAAAUUCGGCGCAGACCGACACGGAUCAAAAUGGCUUCGGAGAUACUUGUGAUGAUUAUGAUGGUACCAAUAUAGACCGUGAUGGCGAUGGGAUUAUUGAUAUUGCUGAUAAUUGCUUGGUUAUACCGAAUGCCGACCAAACAGAUACAGAUAGCGAUGGAAUCGGUGAUGAAUGUGAUGAUGAUAAAGAUGGCGACGGAGUUCCAAACGGUUCUGACAACUGCCCUCUGUAUUCCAAUGCUGGACAGGCUGAUGAUGAUGGUAACCUCAUUGGAGAUGUAUGUGAGACAGACUAUGAUGGUGAUGGUGUAAUAGAUGACAAUGACAACUGCCCCAAGAGUAAUCGCUACCACACAACGAACUUUGACCCCUACAUCUCGGUCAACCUGGAGGCAGUUGAUGAUCCACCGUCUUGGUAUUUAACAGAUUCGGGCAAGGAGGUACAUCUCUUCAACUCCUCCUCCAUCUCCUCCCCCGUGAUGCUAAUUGGCUCCGACACCCUCGGACCGGUCGACUUCCGGGUCACCAUGUACGUGAACGGAGAUGAGGGCAGGAACUACAUGGGCUUGGUCUUUGGCUACCAGAGCAAUAGGAAAUUCUACGUAGCAAUGUGGAAACACAUCAACCUCAAUAAGGAAACGCAGUAUGCGGGUAUCAAGGGAUUGCAGAUCAAGAAGGUUCAUUCAACAACGGGACCUGGUACGACUCUAGCCAAUGCUCUGUGGCAUUCUUAUACAACAUCCAACGAAGUGGAGUUGAUGUGGCACGACCCGUUAAUGCAGGGAUGGCAACAUAGGACGGCUUACCUAUGGAGACUCACUUAUAGACCAUCUAUUGGCAUUAUUAGGGUCACCAUCAAGUCUGGCGACGUGACCUUGACAGAUACUGGUGACCUCUAUGACACAACCUUCCUAGGAGGUCGUCUUGGAGUCUUUGUGUACGAUCAGCCCGAUGUCAUCUUCUCCCAUAUGAAGUAUGAUUGUGCAGAUAGGUUGAAUCAAGCUCUUCAGUUUGAUGGCUCCGAUGAUUACGUCAUACUGCCUGGUAUACAAACCCUAGACAUCGAUGAGAGUUUUACAUUGGAAGCCUGGUGCUACCUGGAGGCCGGCUACCCAAGCACCAAGCUACCGGUGUUUGGUGCAGCAGAUAACAGUGUGUAUCUUAUCAUUGAAGAUGGCUAUGUCUAUGGGAAGUAUGACAGCUUCUUUGUGAAUGCCACAAGCAGUCCGCUGGUAGAAGAUGCCUGGAACCAUGUAGCUCUCAGACUAGAUGCGCAAGACUGCCUCUUAUCUGUGUUUGUGAAUGGAACAUUAGAAGGUGAAACCACCAGUGUGCCAGCUCUCACAUGGGACUCUGAUGUUGAUUUGUAUCUUGGAGCUGAUAACAGCAGUAACCUAUUCAAAGGAACAAUGGAUGAGGUCAGAGUCUGGGGUCUAGCUCUUCUGGACUCUGAGAUCGAGGAACACAUGCAGCUUGCUGGGCUGGACUGGCAGAAACACAAGAAGCUGCUUGAUGGGCAUUAUACCAUGGAUAGCGAGAGUGACGGUUCUACCAUGCUCGUUGACGAUUCCCUCUAUGACAACCAUGGUUUGAUCGUAGGAGAGGCAGCAUUUGUUCCAAGUACUCUGGAUGCUGGCAGGUUUGAGGUCACGUACCCAGAUUCAAGUCGGAGAAGAAGAAGGAGAAGCGUUGAUACGCAUACAGAGUUAUGAUCAAAACCCAAGUGUAAAGAAUUGACUGGAGAACACAGCUUAAAGGGAGUGUAGCUUGGCAAAUACUGGUUAACGCCAUCUACGUCAUCUUUUUGACAACUGCACGAAUGGAGUUGAAGAAGACGGAGAAGCAUUGAUACGCAUACAGAGUUAUGAUCAAAACUCAAGUUUAAAGAAUUGACUAGAGAAUGCAGCUUAAAGGGAGUGUAGCUUGGCAAAUAAUGGUUAAUGCAUCUACGUCUUCCUUUGGACAACUGCACGUAAACAAAUGGACUUGAUUAACGGUAGUCAGCGAUUUAAUCUCUACAUGGUCAGCGUUCGCGAAACAGACCAAAGUUCUCCUCACGCUUGAUGCACAUGAAUACUGCGGUCGUGUUGUCCGUAGGCAUAUUAUACCCGAUGGUUCAGAGUCAGGCCACGGGAAACCCACGUAGUCUCGUCAUGCUACACCCCCUUUAAGUAACAAGCAAUAUUAAGUAUGAAGACAGGGGAUGCACUGUGUGUAUCCUGUAUGCUGGAUGCCAGAAGGUUUUAAGUGAGCUAUCCUGAACUUGAGGGGGAAGAGGAGAAGGAGAAAUGUUAUUUAUGAAAAUUAUGAUUACUAUUAAAAUAUAAAUCAACUGUUCCAAGAACAUAGAACUUUGUGAUUGAGCCAAAGAUAUAUGUAUUGAGGCUUACACCAGAAACAACAUUCCGUAUAAGCGUUGGUGAGGCAGUGUUUAAUCCAAGCACUCUUGAUGCUGGCAGGCUUGGAAGUUUUUUAUCCAGAUUUGUGACAGGAAAGGAGGAGAAGAAGUGUGGAUACGCAUACUUAAAUAUGAUUACCUGCCAAAGAAAACAGGACUGCAUGUAUUUCCAAAGAUAUGUAUCGAGCGAUACCUAGUAAGCAAUAAGCUCCAAAAGACGCCCCCCCCCCCCCUCCACACCCUUAAAUAAGUUUUUGUGCCGGGGGCUCCUAGCCUAAUAUCGUUUAGUAGGUCCUGAGGGAGCCCUGUACCAAAAAUGGUGCUUUUAUCCGACAAGUAACGAUAAUUUCACUAAGCCACCUGACUAUUGGAGAGGCGUCAUUCAUCCACAAUGCUACCUGGUUCCAUAGAGGUGUCGUGGUCGAGUGGAUACGUCACCAGAUUGUGGAUCACAAGGUCAGGGGUUCGAGUCCAGCCGUGGCACUAAUGUCAUUUGGCAAGACGUUGAUCUACAUUUGCCACGCUCGACCCAGGCGAGGUAAAUGGAUACCUAGCGGGAAUUAAUUCCUUGAAAUGCUAGAGCGCUGUAAUGGCAGCCAUGCUAAAGCCAGGGUAAUAAUUGAAGUGCAUAGAGACGUUAUAAUGUGAUAUGUGCUAUAAAAGAACCAAAUAUUAUAAUUUAUUAUCAUUAUGAUUAUUUUCUAUCAUACAUUUAUAAGUUAAUGAAAAGUAGUUGCUUGAGUACCGAGUGGUGUGGCAUGCAAGAAUAACUGAAGAUCUAGGCCCUAUUUCACAAAAGUUGUCAACAGUUAGAAAUGACAGUUUUUGUUAUAACCUAGUAAAAUCCUUGCUUCUGAUUGAUUAUCAGCAGAUUUGUCACUGAUUUUUAUCAUUUUGUCAAUGUAAAAAUACUUUGUGAAACAGGUCCCCAUACAUAUAUUCACGGGACCAAACUUUAAGCAGAAAUGUAAUAUCCUGGCUAUUGUGCCUUCUUCAAAUAUUUGUAUGAUAUAUAUUUGUAAUUUAUGCAGUGAAUCAAAGCCGUCCUCUUCAUACCGUCCAUGUGUAACCUGCUCAGUUAGGUGUCAUCUAUCUGAAGAGAUAUUUUUGUAUUUUUUGUGUUUGUUGUGGUUAUAUAUUUUUUCAUUCUACCUUUUAAAAUUUACAGUAAGGAUACUUGUAUACUGAAAAACAGGAAGCUUGUUUUAGGUUUACAUCGGGUCUAAGGGGAAUCGUUAGCUGACUAAAACAGACAAAACAGAGCCUCCCAGGGGGUCCGGGUUGACAAACCCUGUGGUCCUGGGUGGGGGCGUUUCACAAAACUUGUCAUCAAUGACAAAUGACAGUUGUUGUUAUAAGCUACUGAAAUCCUUGCUUCU